AUGCCCUUUACCUUUUUGCCGUUGCCGUGCCGUCAUGAAAAACCAGACUUGUCUUCUUAUACAUCAUCAUCCUCCUUCAACAAGCCGUUAGCAUCAUCCACAUCCUCCUCCUCCUUUUCUUUGCAUCUACCCAACAACAACAACAACAACAACAACAACAUUAGCAGCCAAUAUGGUCCUUGGUGCUGUGCACCAUCACAUCCGUUUUCUUUUACUAGUUUACCUGGUAAAGACCAACAGCCUGUUGCAUUGUCGACUACAGCAGUGGAUGAUCCCGAAAUGUAUGCAUUGCAGACCAUGUUUGCUGCCUUGGAAACGAGAACCAAUCACUCGGAGCAUGUCGCCAUGUCGGUUGCCAAGCAACGCCAACAGCAACAAACGGCAGGAACCCAUCCCGCGUAUGUGGAGGCAUUAGUCGAUACCACUGCUCACAUUAUCGAAACUAUUUGGCCCUCAUCAUCAUCCACCUCGGCAUUUUCUCCAGCAAAGCAUGCAACAACAUUGCCUUGUUCACCCCCUUCUUCACCCACUGCAUCGAUGCCAACAACACCAGCACCUGCUGUAGUAUCGCUUAGGACGUUUAUUCAAGAAGUGCUAAAGAGAUCGCGUACUACGUAUUCGACAUUACAAACAGCUCUCUUUUACUUGUUCCGUGCACGACCUGCUAUCUUGUCCCAGCUAUAUUACACGUCGUCACCAGGUGUUGUUACACCUCCAUCACCACCACCAGCCGCUUCGGAGAAUGCUGCUGCUGUUGCUAUGGAGAUGGGAGGAAGCUAUUUUGCAUGGCAGGAUGCCUAUAUCCAUUGUGGAAGACGCAUGUUUCUUGCAGCUCUCGUAACAGCAUCCAAGUUUGUGCAAGACAAGACAUAUCGCAAUUCGACAUGGGCUAAAAUUGCAGGCUUACCAGUUGCCGAGAUCAAUGCCGCUGAGCGGAUUUUUUUGAAUCUUAUCAGCUAUCGCUUGUAUAUAGCCCAACCCACUUUUGAGCGAUGGCACCACUUGUUGCAUAUGCAUGUUGAAGCAAGAGCUGCUACUACGAAUACUUCUUCGACUCAUCCAACCACCACUACAACCACUUGGCUGCAUUAUAACCAUCAACAUCAUGCAUCAACCAAUACCACCACCACUACUACUACCAAAAACAGAAAACGCCGGUCGACCUUAUCUUCUACUACAACAUCAUCUCAUCAACAAGAUUCUUCAAAGAAACGAAAGGUCGCAACCAUUACAGAGACCUCUGGUAGGUCAUACGCCGCUACUGCUGCCAACAACAAGAAGUCUAAGCGGCAAUGA
Molecule: messenger RNA, 1296 nt
Organism: Lichtheimia ornata
Lineage: Eukaryota; Fungi; Mucoromycota; Mucoromycetes; Mucorales; Lichtheimiaceae
Exons: 2
Coding region: 1-1296 (431 amino acids)
Biological process (GO): regulation of cyclin-dependent protein serine/threonine kinase activity
Cellular component (GO): cyclin-dependent protein kinase holoenzyme complex; nucleus
Molecular function (GO): cyclin-dependent protein serine/threonine kinase regulator activity; protein kinase binding
Source: RefSeq, a predicted model, not a curated record